CUAGCCCCGCGGUUUCGUCCGGUUCCGGGUCAGGAGUGUGUUUCCCAGUCGGAAGGACAUGAGCGACGCACCAGCUGCUCCUGUCUGAUGCAAUGGAGUCACUCUCUUUGGCCAAGAGGCGCUGAAGGAAGAAGUCGGUCCCGCCGAGAGACAGAGUACUCUGGGUUCUUUUCAUUUUUAUGAAUAAAAAGACAUUGCAGAACACAUUAGAAACUGAAAAUACAAAAGAGCCUUGACACUCCUGAAAAUGGCAGAUGUUCAAAUUGGUGAUUUUUGCUCUCUUAAUCCACUGGAACUCUUUCAACAAGUAACCGAACAAGGAGAAAAAGUCAGGUCAUUGAAGGCUGAGAAAGCACCAAAGGAUGAAAUUGAUGCAGCAGUUAAGUUAUUGUUAUCUUUAAAAAUGAACUACAAAACAGCAACAGGCCAAGAAUAUAAAGCAAGUUCCCCUCCAGCAGAUUUCGCUCCAGUCAGUAAUGGUCCAGGUGAUGCUGAAGAUGAUGAUUUUGUUGACCCUUGGACAGUGCAGACAUCUAAUGCGAAAGGAGUUGAUUAUGACAAACUUAUUGUUCGAUUUGGCAGCAGCAAAAUUGAUAAAGACCUCAUCAAUAGAAUUGAGAGAAUUACAGGGCAUAAACCACAUCACUUCCUGCGCAGAGGCAUUUUCUUUUCUCAUAGAGAUAUGAAUCAAAUUCUUGACGCAUAUGAAAAUAAGAAGCCAUUUUAUCUUUACACUGGCAGAGGUCCUUCAUCUGAGGCAAUGCAUGUUGGCCAUCUUAUCCCGUUUAUUUUUACAAAGUGGUUGCAAGAAGUAUUCAGUGUUCCUCUAGUUAUACAACUGACUGAUGAUGAAAAGUAUCUCUGGAAAGAUCUAACAGUUGAGAAAGCUUACCAGUAUGCUAUAGAAAACAUCAAGGACAUUAUAGCCUGUGGAUUUGAUAUCAAUAAAACCUUCAUAUUCUCUGAUCUCCAUUAUUUGGGGUUGAGCCCAGGCUUCUACAAGAAUAUUGUUAAAAUUCAAAAGCAUGUUACAUUCAACCAAGUGAAAGGAAUCUUUGGUUUUACAGACAGCGACUGCAUAGGUAAGAUUAGUUUUCCUGCUAUUCAAGCAGCUCCAUCUUUCAGUACAUCAUUUCCACAUAUCUUCAACAAUAGGGAGGACAUUCAGUGUCUGAUCCCAUGUGCAAUUGAUCAGGAUCCCUAUUUCAGAAUGACAAGGGAUGUGGCCCCUCGGAUUGGCUACCCCAAGCCAGCAUUGCUCCAUUCUGUCUUCUUUCCAGCCUUGCAGGGAGCACAGACAAAAAUGAGUGCUAGCGACCCCAACUCAUCUAUUUUUCUCACUGAUACACCCAAGCAAAUUAAAACCAAGAUCAAUAAGCAUGCCUUCUCUGGUGGCAAAGACACUAUUGAAGAGCACAGGAAGUAUGGAGGCAACUGUGAAGUAGAUGUAUCUUACAUGUACCUCACCUUCUUCCUUGAAGAUGAUGACAGAUUGGAACAAAUUAAACAGGCCUAUACAAGUGGAGCACUACUGACAGGAGAACUGAAGAAGACACUGAUUGAAACACUUCAGCCCAUGAUUGCAGCUCACCAGCAAAGGCGAAAGCAGGUCACAGAUGAAAUGGUGAAGGAAUUCAUGACUCCGCGAAAGCUAGCUUUUGAUUUUUAAUCCUAGAAGUGCAUGUUAAUUUAUCGGUAGAUUCAGAACAAAAUGGAUUGAUGCUAUCAUACCCUGUUAUAUGUCACCUUUCUGCGAUGACGUCUGGGUUGAAGUCAGGGUUACUUCAAACAAUUUACUUACAAAGUUUUCUUCCAUGUGUGUCAACAGUUGUUUGGGAAAACAUCGUUUAUGAAUUUGAAAGAACCAUCCAUAAGUUACAGACAUUUGUAGGUUAGCUGGAUAACUUGGUCAUCUAGAAAAGAUUGUUCAAUAAUAGACUGCUCAUCAACAGAAGUACCUUGAUCUGUGGAAUAUGUUAUUAGCAAAAAUGUUAACAUUACAUCAGUAAAGAUUUCCGUGUAAUGCCAAAUUCUACAGCCUUGAGAUCUCUGUUGGCAUGCUUUUAUAUCCACUAGGAGUUCCUGAUUUAAAGAUAAUCUUACCUCUUUGGUACAGUUUGUUCCUGUUCCUCUUUAUUUUUCAGAUUACAGUGGUCUUAACUGUAUAAUCAUCAUCUCUCAAGUCAUGGUAUAUUUGUGUGUUUCACAAGGGCAUUCAUAAGUAUGUUCAUGUUUACUAUUUAAAUCAUAAAACAGGUGAAUAUUCUUCUGAAAAGCACUUUUCUGAGAUAUAUGCAGGGUGUGCUGAAUUUGAUAGUAGAAUCUGGGAUUUGGCAAAGUACUAUUCUACCCUAUGUAACAGGAUAAAUAAUAAUAACUGUUUCUUCUCAGGAGCAGCAUGGGAUGGUGAGGUAUUAUCUCUGCAGAUGCAAGAUAUAUAAGAUACAAAAUGCCUGUAUCAUAACUGAAGAUAGCCAGGCUAGGCUGUGAAAUAGUGACAUACCUCCUGAACAAAGGAAAUUGUUCAUUUUGCUGUUUUUAUGUAAUUGUUAGGAUUAAGAGUAACAUGUCUCUCCUGAUGUUUGUUUAAUUCUCCAGCAAGACAUCAUCCACCUCAUUGUGUAUAUUAAGCUUACAACAGGCUUGCAGUGGGAAGUGAAGUAAAGUUUACAUUUUUCUUUGUAGUAAACAUUGAGAAUUAGAACCAGCCUGAAUACACAGUUCAGCAGAACACCUCUUGCCCAAUUCUUACUUAAAUUGGAUAGAAUUUAUGAGAUAUAUACAUGACAUGAUGAGGUAGGACAAUAAUCUAUGUGACAGGGCUUCCAUACUGACUUCUAAAUCUAAUAGUAAAAAUCCACAAUAUGUUUGCCAUAAGGUUGCCAUAAGAUGAAACCAUUUGAGGGGCACACAACAACAAAGGCUCAAUGUAUUAUAUUCUAAGAAGCUAGAAACUGUAAUCUACUUUUAACAUCAUUCUAAAUAGGUUCUAAUCUGACCAAUCUGGAAGUGUGUUUAGAAUUCUGUAUUAAUUUAAGUACUUCUUACUCAGAGUUCUGGAGCUCAUGAACAGGGGAACAACAAUCUUAGCUUAAGUUUGGUAGAAGAGAAUAGAAUUUCUCUCUGCUCUAGCAGUUAAAGUAAAUACAGCUCAAUUUUACCUUUCAAUUUCAUUUCUGUCUUUAUUAUUUCCAGUUGUCCCAAACCAAUGUUCAUACUUGAGGAUAGCAAGUAGUCUACUAAAAAGUCCCCAAAAUAAAUCACAGAAUUUGUUUCAUAAGAAAGGUGGUAUAAAAAUUAGAGUUUGGCUGAUAGCUCUGUGGACUCUUUCCUGAUUUUAACAAAAUAAGUGUUACUUGCACUGAAUUCAAGAGAGCCGUUUGAUACUGAGCAUUUCCCUGAUAAAUUAAUUGAAGUACAUUCAGUUGGGCUUGGUAUAGAUACUAAAACUGUAUGCAUGUAGUGAUUAGGAUUGUGUUUGUCAGUCAUCUACACAAGAGGGGAUAAUUUGUGCCCCUCCAGUCCAAUUUGUUCAACUGUCUCUCACUAUUGGCUUUACUGCUUAGGGCUGAUGGGACACAAAUUGCCCAUUACUGCUUUGCAAAUUUCCCAUAACAUUUACAUACAGCCCAGUGAACCCAAGUACAAUAUGAACAAUCUGUAUACCAAAAGGUAGAGGUGGGAUGAUCCCAUAGGUUGGACAUAUACCUUAACCUUUGUGUGUAGUCUCUUUGGGUUGUAGGUACAUUGACAGGGAAAACAGGUGCAAUCCAGCCUAAACACUGGAACCCAUAUGAUUUUGUAAACUAACUAGGAUUGGACCUAGUUAGUAUUACGGAUAAAAGGGAUCUUUAGACUGCUCUAGGAAAGAAUCCUGCCUUAAACUACUAGAGGAAGGGGGAUGCCACCAGUCAGAAUGAACAAUAUUGAUGGAUGGAUCCAUAGUCUGACUCAGUAGUGUAAGUCAGCUUCUUAAGUUGCUUCAUCUUUGUUAGAUGUACAGUCUGAGUAUCUUGGAGGAACUAUUGUAUAACACAGCUGUCUUCUUUGGACCUUCAUGCUGAGUUUGAUUAAUGUCCUGCAUUCCUUUUUUGAGCCCCAUAGAAUUUGACUCCAUGGGGCAGACUUAAUAGGCUUGCUAGUUUGGUGCCCAUAUAGUUGCAGAUUGAUUCCUGUGCUCCUUCCCCCAGGCCAAGAAGGAGUCAUGUCUGUUUCAUAAAGCCCCUACAUGGGAUUUGGAGAACUUACACUUCACAGGUCAGACUCACCCUGCAGGAGAUCCCACAAAUUUCUUCUCUUGUUUCUCUGUUCUGUGAUAAGAGUUCAUUCAAAACCUGGGAAGUAGUUGCAUGAUAGUGAGCUGUGCUUUGCAGCCUAUAAGGCUACUACUGACUUCUGAGCUGUGCCUUAUAGCCCAGGAAGCUGUUGCUUAAUAAUGAACAGAGUUUGGUAGAACUGUGUCCAAAGAAACACACCUAUCCCAUCCAUUCCAGGAAUGUGCCUCCUCCAAAAUCGCCACAUUAGAAUUCAGACUUUAUGCCCCCCCCAAAAAAAAAACCCCAUUUGUACUAUCACAGAAUCAUAGAAUUGCCAGAAUCCAUAAGGGCAAUCCAGUCCAACCUGCUGCCAUGCAGGAAUACACAAUAAAAGCAGUCCUUUCACACUCUACUGAGUCAUAAUGAAUUGGAGCUUAUGAUACUGGGUAGCAUUCCUGAAGCCUGUAAAGUUCCGUUUUCCACAUUCUGAUCCACUGAACUGGGACAGACAUACACCGGCCAUGUAACUGGAUGCUUCGGAGGGGGUAGAGAUCCUUACUGAUAGACAUCCUGAUGCAUGUGACUAGCUGCUUUUGGAUAUAGAUAGCUGGACCACAUGGAACUUAUCUGAUUCAGGACACUAAUGCUCAAGAAAGUAUCACAUGAAGGUUCAGAUCUGAAGCACACAUAAUAGUGCAUCUAUCCUGCAUGAUAUGCAUUGAGAGCACACUCUGCCAUUGUGCUGCUUCCAUGCUUUAAGUGCUAAUUAGUUUUAAAAUGAUGUGUAACAAAGAUUUAUGUGGAUAGAAAUUUACAAUUACAAUCUUGUAACCUGCCGUAAGUCAAUAAAAUGGAUCAUGAUGUCAGAAGCAUACAACUGUUGAGAUAAAAAUAAAACAUUGCUUUUCAAAAGGACCAAGUCAGAAGGGUGACACAGAAGUCAGCCCUGCUCAGACAUCUUGCAGGGCGGCUUGGUCAUACUGAUGUAAAAUGAAUUGUUUGUGAAUGAUGCAUAACAGCUGUACAAACCAAAACCACACACAAUAAAAACUGGGAGAUCUUACAGAA
Sceloporus undulatus (fence lizard) is the source of this 5324-nucleotide messenger RNA. It is a transcript of the gene WARS1, whose product is annotated as tryptophanyl-tRNA synthetase 1. Gene Ontology annotation, cellular component: cytoplasm. NCBI's taxonomy places the organism in Eukaryota, Metazoa, Chordata, Lepidosauria, Squamata, Phrynosomatidae. Gene Ontology annotation, biological process: tryptophanyl-tRNA aminoacylation. The transcript has 11 exons. The record is from RefSeq and is a predicted model, not a curated record. The coding region runs from base 248 to 1669 and encodes 473 amino acids. Gene Ontology annotation, molecular function: tryptophan-tRNA ligase activity; ATP binding.